Strongyloides ratti is the source of this 915-nucleotide messenger RNA. RefSeq lists its product as hypothetical. The record is from RefSeq and is a predicted model, not a curated record. Lineage: Eukaryota; Metazoa; Nematoda; Chromadorea; Rhabditida; Strongyloididae. The coding region runs from base 1 to 915 and encodes 304 amino acids. The transcript has 2 exons.
AUGGUUAUGCUAAAUGAAGAAGAGUAUUGGAUUAUUAAAUCAGUUUGUACAUUCAGAGAAUUCGAUGAACCUUCACCUCCAAAUUUCGAUGGAGAAAAAUUUUUUAAAAAAUUAAGAAAAGAAAUGGCUGAAGAAAAUAAUGAAAAUUUGAUUAUUUUUAAUGAAUUUCCUUCAUCUUAUGAUGAGAUUCUUGGUGAAAAAAAUUCUCAAAAUAAAAACAAUAAAAUUAUACCACCACCCAUUGCUAGUGAAAACACAUCAAAAGUAAUUUCUGAAUUAAAGGAUAAUCUUAAUACAUCAAGUAAGAUACUUCCUUCAUUGAUUAAAAAACAAACGAAUACAAUAAAAUGUUCAUCUUCUGAAUACUCUAAUACAUCUUCAAAAAAAGUUGUAUUACCAAGUUCGUUAUACAAAAUACCAUCAGCAUUAAAUGUAAGGCAACAAAAAUUAAUUGACAUGACAACAUCUAUUACUAACAAUUUUUGUAAAAAUACAUUUCCUAUAAAUAAUCAAAAUGUUAAUACUACAACAAAUAUAAAUGGAAGAAUUUUAAAUCCAUCACUAAGAAGAUCAUAUUCAUUUGAUAGAUCAGUAAAUAGAUAUCCAUCCUUUAUUCAAUUAGAUAAUCAUAAUAAAGCAGUAAAGAUGAAUCCAAUUAAAGCUACAAAACCAUUCUUAAAUAAUGAAUCUGAUCUAUCAAGACAUAAAAGAUUUCAAAUGAAAAGAUCAGCAUCUAUAGGACCAGAUUUAAAACCAUCAUUCUUAGGUAGUAAAAUAAGAUCAACAAAUUUUAUUAAAUCAACAGCAAAUGUUGUAACAGAAAUAAAAAAUACAUAUAAAAUAUCAAACGAUAGAAUUAGAAAUGUCGUUGAAAGAUUAACAAGGCAAAAAGGACAGCCUAAAACUAACACAUAA